AUGUAAAAGAUAUGUUAAAAUAUGGAGAUAAAAAAACCUUUUAAUAAUCUAUUACAGAUAUUAAUAAUUAAAGACAGGCUUUAUUAAAAAAAGUCUAAAAUAUAGAAAAUGAUGGAGAUUAUUCUUCUGAUGGUUAUUAAAAUUUAGAUGACAAUGAAGUAUUUAUUAUAAUUAUAAAAAUAAAUUAUAUUUUUAAAUUAAAAAAUAAAAAUAUAUUUAAUGAUAUUUUGA
Molecule: messenger RNA, 231 nt
Organism: Ichthyophthirius multifiliis
Lineage: Eukaryota; Ciliophora; Oligohymenophorea; Hymenostomatida
Exons: 2
Source: RefSeq, a predicted model, not a curated record